CAGGUGAAGAGACCGAGUCCCAGGAAGGAAAGAUGACUGCCAAAUUCUGAUCACACUGGUGACUAAGUGUCUGGAAGCUGAAGUGAAGGUGCUCCAAGUCUGUCCUGUAAGGAUGUAAGUCACUGCGGCCCCCCAGGAAAAGCCAAAGACAACUAUCAGGUCUAGCAGCAGCACAGAAUGGAUGUCGAGGUAGGCUGGCAGUCAGGUGGUGACACCCAGGCUUCAGCAGAGGAGCGUUCUGAGGACGGGAGCCUGAGCUACAAAAGAAUGAGUCCUGAAUCCAGCCUCCAGCUCAAAGAUUCUUCUCCACCCUCUCUGCCACCCUGCAGCUCUGCAGGCCCUUCAGGGAAGCAAGAGCUCCCAGUAGAACUACAGUGUGAAGAUGAAGAGACUUAUGAAACCUGCAGCCAGACACGGUGCGAAUCCACCACAGGGAUUUUUGUCAACUCCAGCACAAAUUUUGACUUACAGUGUGAGGGGGAAGACUUAGAAGUGUCUUUCUUGGAUAUUCCAGAAGACCCUCAGGGAGAGCUUAGUGAGAAUGAUGAAAAUGUUGUCCUGGUUGAUGCCUUUGAUGAGCCUAUCUCUGGGGAAACUUCCCCUUACAGAUGUAGGAAGUGUGGCACAUCUUUUCAGGAUCUAGCUAGACUACGGGAACACAAACAGAUCCACACAGCUGAAUGUUCUUACUGCUGCCCCAUCUGUGGCAAAGAAUUCUUCCAUGCUGCUAAUUUACGCAUGCACAAGUUGAUCCACUCUAGUGAUAUGCCACAUAAGUGCCCCGAAUGUGACAAAGGAUUCAUCAAUACAGCAGAUGUGUGUCGACAUCUACAAAAUGUUCACAAGAUUGACCACUCCAAGGUGGUUUUAGGGAAUGGUACCCUGAAGAAUAGCUGCUCUACAAACCACCAAAAUGAACAUGAAGAAGCUGAUCCCGAUUAUCAGAGUUCAGAUGACGAUGACCAAAAGCCAGGAGGGAAAGAACCUGGUAAGGGGUUUCACAAAGCAAAGCUACUUUCCAAACACAAAGUAAUCCACCAGCAGGAAAAGCCAUACAUAUGCCAGGAAUGUGGCAUGGCCUUUAUCCAGCUGCUUAGGUUCAAAAGGCAUCAACACACACACUCAGGUAAACGUCUGUUCUACUGUGACAAGUGUGGUGGGACCUUUACCCGAUCAUCAUCGCUACGGCGCCAUCAGCGUAUUCAUACUGGGGAGAAGCCAUACUCCUGCGUUUAUUGUGGUCGUUCCUUUACUGAGUCAAGCACGAUGAAGAGACAUGAACGUAUACACAAAGUGGGAAAAGAUUAGCAGCUUUGUUAAUUAUCACCCUAUUUUUUCAUAUAAAUGAGACAUAUUCAGUACUUUCCAAUCUAUUCAACAAACUUAGUCCAACACCUUUUCCUUAUUAUAUUUUAUCUCCCACCAAUAAUUAUGGAUGCCAUUUUUGUCUUAGGAAUGAUCCAGUCAUUUCUGCCCCAAAAAAAAGUUUUCCCCAGUACUGAACUGAAACCUUACAUUUCUAUCCAUAGGGGAAAGGAAUAACAAUAGCAUUUUUUACUGACUUUUGUCACUUUGCAGUAAGCAGCAUUCCUUCCAAAAGAGUCAUCACCCUCAUUUAUAAGGUUUUCAAGAUACAUCUGAUUGGUCUUUUGGAAGACUGCUCUUAAAUGAAGUGUGUCCUCACAGCGGCCUUUGAUACAGUCCAGUUUAAACUUCAAGUACAGGCUUCAUCCGAGCCAACAAAGGUGAAAAUCUGAGUCACCUUUAUCAUCUCCAUUUUUUAGUGAAAUGUUUUAUUUUGAAAAAGAAAAAGAAAUAGAUUGUAAAAUCAGGUCCCUAAUAAACUGGAUCAUUAAUGCUAA
Molecule: messenger RNA, 1862 nt
Organism: Dromiciops gliroides (monito del monte)
Lineage: Eukaryota; Metazoa; Chordata; Mammalia; Microbiotheria; Microbiotheriidae
Product: zinc finger protein 501-like
Exons: 2
Coding region: 178-1308 (376 amino acids)
Biological process (GO): regulation of transcription by RNA polymerase II
Molecular function (GO): RNA polymerase II cis-regulatory region sequence-specific DNA binding; DNA-binding transcription factor activity, RNA polymerase II-specific
Source: RefSeq, a predicted model, not a curated record